Saccoglossus kowalevskii is the source of this 1755-nucleotide messenger RNA. RefSeq names its product cytochrome P450 1A1-like. Gene Ontology annotation, biological process: hormone biosynthetic process; progesterone metabolic process. Gene Ontology annotation, molecular function: iron ion binding; steroid 17-alpha-monooxygenase activity; heme binding. The record is from RefSeq and is a predicted model, not a curated record. NCBI's taxonomy places the organism in Eukaryota, Metazoa, Hemichordata, Enteropneusta, Harrimaniidae.
AUGAUGAUGAUGACGAUGGUGGUGACGAUACUUACAAUGCUCAUAUUCGUCAGUUUCCAGCAUACACAGAUUUCGAGACUUAGUUCACUAUUGUCACCUCAAACAAUAGUCGUUGUACAAGUUGAUCUGGUACCAUUCGUUAGAUACAGUAUGGCUCCAGCCGCUGACCAUAUGUGGCUCACAAUUAUGCUCGAUGUAAAUGUGAGAAGCUUUCUCAUCUUCACGACGCUAACUCUUCUGCUUUCGUUUCUAUGGCGAUAUUACGUAACGAAAGUUUACCAGCCGGGCAGACGAUUAAAAGGACCAUGGGGAGUUCCACUGUUUGGUAACGUGUUUCAGCUAGGAAGCGAACCCCAUCUAUCAAUGACUAAAUUGAGAUAUGUAUAUGGCGACAUUUUCCGAAUACACAUUGGUCGUUAUCCGGUAGUUUUCGUUAAUGGUUACCAUUGCAUUAAACAGGCUUUGCUGUCACAGUCGGUUGUCUUUGCUGACCGCCCACAGUUCCCAUCAUAUCGGCACAUAAGUGAUGGGCUGAGUUUAGCGUUCGCUAGAUAUGGAGACGUGUAUCGAAUGCAAAAGAAAAUCGGCAACAACGCGCUUCGGAUAUUUACUCACGGCCGUAAGCUAGAAACACUGGAAGGUAAGACAUCAAGCGAGAUUUUGGAGAUGAUUAGCGGUUUAACAAAUAACAAUAACAAAUGUGGGAAUAUUAUUGAUCCUCAGCAAGCGAUCAAAAUAUGUACCGCUAACAUCAUAUGUAGUGUAGCGUUUGGGAAACGCUAUGCACACCAAGACGAGCAGCUUCAACGGGUUGUUACAUUGAGCGACAGGUUUAAUGACGGUGUUGGUCUAGCGAAUCCAACAGACUUCAUGCCGUGGUUAAAAUUCAUCCCAAACCCGAAAGCUAAACAGUUAAUGGAAAUAUUGUCUGAAUUAAAUGAUUGGAUGUCAAGAAAGCUCAACGAGCGUCGACAGAGAUAUAAAUCUGGCCAACAACGCGAUAUCAUUGAUUACUUACUUAAAUCAAGCCGAGAAACUGAGCGUGAACUGGUACGUGAAAUAGGGAUCACCGAGGACAGUAUUUUAGCUAUCGCACGAGACGUCUUUGGGGCUGGUUUUGAUACUACUUCUACAUGUAUCAACUGGGCGCUUUUAUAUUUGGCGAAGUACCCUAAUAUUCAGAAUAAAAUUGCCCAUGAGUUGGAUAAAGUAGUUGGCCGUGACCGGCUCCCGGCGUUAGCUGACCGCGACCAGUUAGUGUACACUGGUGCUUUUAUACUAGAGCUGUUUCGACACUCCUCCGUCGUUCCAUUUGGUCUUCCACAUGCCACAACCAGGGAUACAACGCUGGAAGAUUAUUUUCUUCCGAAAGGUACUGUCGUGUUUUUCAAUCUAUGGUCAGUUAAUCAUGAUCCCGAUGUUUGGCCAGAACCCAGUCGGUUUAGUCCUGAGAGAUUUCUUACAUGCAACGGUACCGCCAUUGACAAAGAAGCCAGUAACAAAACACUGACAUUUUCCGCAGGAAGAAGAAAAUGUUUGGGAGAACAUCUUGCGUGGAUUGAAGUAUUCUUAGCCAUUUCAAUUCUGGUUCAACAAUGUGAAUUCGCGGAAACGCAGAGCGGCUUGCCCAGUUUAGACGGCAGAUACGGCUUGGCUCUUCGACCGCAAUCGUUUCAGCUAGUAAUUAAACCACGAGAGGUUAAUUGCAAUUACAGUCGCGAAAUGGAAUUAUUCCCUCCGGAUUUGAAAAUAUAG